AUGGGUAAUUCGGAUCUCUCCAUGAUUCUUCCAAGGGUUCUCAUCGUCUCCCGACGAACUGUCCGCAAGAACAAGUUUGUUGAUUUUGUGGGAGAAUACCAUCUAGAUCUCAUUGUAAGCUAUGGAGCGGUGCCUGUGAUUGUCCCCAGAGUGAGUGGAGUCCACACUCUCCUUGAAAGCUUUGAGCCUAUCCAUGGAGUUCUUCUCUGCGAAGGAGAAGAUAUCGACCCAUCACUUUAUGAUGCAGAAUUGUCCGGUUUGUCCCCUCAAGAACUUGAAGAAAUCAGAAAACUGCACGCAAGUGAUACCUCCAUCGAUAAAGAGAAAGACUCCAUUGAACUUAGACUAGCAAAGCUUUGCCUUGAAAGAAAUAUACCAUACAUGGGAAUAUGUAGGGGAUCACAAGUCCUCAAUGUUGCUUGUGGGGGUACCCUUUAUCAAGACGUAGAGAAAGAAAUCUCAAAGCAAUGCCCUGAGGGUAAAAGAGUGAGUCAUAUGAACUAUGAAGAUUAUGAUGGGCAUCGCCAUCCGGUGCGGGUGGUGGAAAAUACCCCUUUGCAUCACUGGUUUAAGGACUCUUUGGAAGAUGAUGAUGGAAAAAUGGAAAUCAUGGUGAAUAGUUAUCAUCAUCAAGGUGUGAAGAAAUUGGCUCAGCGAUUUGUUCCCAUGGCUUUUGCUCCAGACGGUUUGGUUGAAGGGUUUUAUGAUCCUGAUGCUUAUCGUCCUGAAGAGGGUAAGUUCAUCAUGGGUCUUCAGUUUCAUCCUGAGCGAAUGCGGAACCCAGAUUCUGAUGUCUUUGAUUAUUCAGGAUGUUCAUCAGCGUAUCAGGAAUUUGUGAGAGCUGUAAUUUCUUAUGAGAAGAAGCUUAAUUGCUCAUCAUCGUGUUUGCCAAAGGCUCCAAAGCUUAAUCAGGAACAGGAGAAGAAGAGACAGAUUAUUCUAAGAAGUUUUUCAAUUGCGAAAAACGUGUAUUCCGGGCGUGGGAGUGGGAUGGUUUCAAGCCCAAAAUCCGAACUUGAAGUGGGAGCUGAGUUCCUGGAGGCAAAUACACCAUUAAGCUUGCAGCAAGAGAACAGGCUGAAACAGAUGGGGGCGACAGUGAGGAAUGCUAAGUUGUACAUGGAGAGGUUGAAGAUGAAUGAGGAAAAGGAAAGAGUGGCAAGGAUCAUUAUGGGGAAGAUGUCAAUAGAACAGUUAUCAGAUUUGAUGUCCACCUACCGCAUGAUGGGCCAGAUAUGUUCUGAGCUUUUAGAGAAAAAGCUUCAAGAUCUGGAUAUAGAAGAUAUCUGA
Messenger RNA from Corylus avellana, 1290 nucleotides. RefSeq names its product putative glutamine amidotransferase GAT1_2.1. Lineage: Eukaryota; Viridiplantae; Streptophyta; Magnoliopsida; Fagales; Betulaceae. Gene Ontology annotation, molecular function: hydrolase activity, acting on carbon-nitrogen (but not peptide) bonds, in linear amides. Gene Ontology annotation, cellular component: cytosol. The record is from RefSeq and is a predicted model, not a curated record.